AUGGUGGCACUGCCAGACACCGGCUUGUCCCUGGCAGGGACGGUGGCACUGCUCCUGCCUGACCUGUCCCCCGUGGUGGCACUGCCAGAGGCUGACCUGUCCUUAACAGGGACAGUGGCACUGCCACUGUUGGAGCUGUCCCUGAUGGGGACAGUGGCACUGCCCCUGCCUGGCCUCUCCCCAGUGCCACCGUCUCUGGGUGACCUGUCCCUGACAGGGACGGUGGCAUUGCUCCUGCCUGGCCUGUCCCCAGUGGUGGCACUGCCCCUGCCCAGCCUGUCCCCACUGCCACUGGCCCUGGGUGACCUGUCCCUGAUGGGGACACUGCCACUGCCCCUGGAGGAGCUGUCCCUGACAGGGAUGGUGGCACUGCUCCUGCCUGACCUGUCCCCCGUGGUGGCACUGCCAGAGACUGACCUGUCCCCCGUGGUGGCACUGGCUCUAGCUGACCUGUCCUUAACAGGGACAGUGGCACUACCACUGUUGGAGCUGUCCCUGAUGGGGACAGUGGCACUGCCCCUGCCUGGCCUCUCCCCAGUGCCACCGUCUCUGGGUGACCUGUCCCUGACAGGGACGGUGGCAUUGCUCCUGCCUGGCCUGUCCCCAGUGGUGGCACUGCCCCUGCCCAGCCUGUCCCCACUGCCACUGGCCCUGGGUGACCUGUCCCUGAUGGGGACACUGCCACUGCCCCUGGAGGAGCUGUCCCUGACAGGGAUGGUGGCACUGCCAGUCACCUGUUUGUCCCCAGGGCCACUGCCCCUGGGAGAGCUGUCCCUCCUAAGGACAGUGGCACUGCUAGAGACUGGCCUGUCCCUUGUAGGGAUGGUGGCACUGCCACUAACUGGCCUGUCCCCAGUGGUGGCACUGUCCCUGGAUGGACUGGCCUUGACAGGGACAGUGCCACUGCCACCAGCUGGGCGGUCCCUGGCAGGGACAGUGGCACUCCUGGUGACCGGCCUGUCCCCAGUGCCACUGGCCCUGGGCGAGCUGUCCUGCCUGGGGACAGUGGCACUGCCCCGGGAUGAGCUGUCCCUGACAGGGAUGGUGGCACUGCCAGUGACAGGCUUGUCCCCAGUGGCACUGGCUCUGGGUGAGCUGUCCCUGACAGGGACAGUGCCACUGCCACCAGCUGGGCUGUCCCUGCUGGUAACGGUGGCACUCCUGGUGACCGGCCUGUCCCCAGUGCCACUGGCCCUGGGCGAGCUGUCCUGGCUGGGGACAGGGGCACUGCCCCGGGAGGAGCUGUCCCUGACAGGGAUGGGCGCACUGCCAGGGGACAGUGGCACUGCCAUUGACUGGGCUGUCCUCAAGGGGGACGCUGGCUCUGCCAUUGACUGUGCUGUCACUAAGGGGGACGCUGGCUCUGCCAUUGACUGUGCUGUCACUAAGGGGGACGCUGGCUCUGCCAUUGACUGUGCUGUCACUAAGGGGGACGCUGGCUCUGCCAUUGACUGUGCUGUCACUAAGGGGGACGCUGGCUCUGCCAUUGACUGUGCUGUCACUAAGGGGGACGCUGGCUCUGCCAUUGACUGUGCUGUCACUAAGGGGGACGCUGGCUCUGCCAUUGACUGUGCUGUCACUAAGGGGGACGCUGGCUCUGCCAUUGACUGUGCUGUCACUAAGGGGGACGCUGGCUCUGCCAUUGACUGUGCUGUCACUAAGGGGGACGCUGGCUCUGCCAUUGACUGUGCUGUCACUAAGGGGGACGCUGGCUCUGCCAUUGACUGUGCUGUCACUAAGGGGGACGCUGGGGGACAGUGGCACUGCCAUUGA
Molecule: messenger RNA, 1773 nt
Organism: Onychostruthus taczanowskii (white-rumped snowfinch)
Lineage: Eukaryota; Metazoa; Chordata; Aves; Passeriformes; Passeridae
Product: LRR receptor-like serine/threonine-protein kinase RGI5
Exons: 4
Coding region: 1-1773 (590 amino acids)
Source: RefSeq, a predicted model, not a curated record